GAAGGUCUUGGUCUUUUGACAGUUUGACAGUUCAAUGUCUGAAAGUGGUUGAGUGGAAUGAUGGUCUCUGGCGUUGACAACAGCAGUGGAUAUACCCCUCCAUAACCUCAACGUCAUUGUCGAUCGGUUUGUUUAUCACCCAGGAGGAUGCCAGGAGUGCCUUCGAAUAAAGCAUGCGAGCGAUGUAAGAAGAGGCAUCUCAAGUGUGAUGAAGCUCGUCCAAGCUGUCAGCGCUGCGUCAAUGCGGGCGUAGAAUGCCCGGGCUAUGUCCAGACACGCAAAUUCAUUGACCAAGGUGCUACGAUAAGGCGUCGAUAUGCUCCAUAUCAAGAAUAUCAUCCAAGAUCCGGCGCCCAUAAAGAAAACGAUGUCCCAGCAGAAAACCCAAUACAGGAACAGAUGCCAGUCGACCAACACGGAAAUGAUCUACAGACAAUAACCCCGGUGACUGAAGUGCACCGGGACGAGGGCCGUGACUCGGAUGCCUCACAAGGGGCACAGGGCACUCCCGAUGCGUCAAGACAGGGAAUCGUGCAAGAUCCCCAAAUCCAAACUGGGGUAGCAGUUAUGCCCAGCCGUCCAGCUGUGAAUAUUCCAAACAUCGAUCAAAGUAUCCUGAACACAGACUUCUCUCCUGCUGGGCAAGAGCUUAAUGCGAGGAGCCUGCUUGAAAACCCGAAUUUGCCCACUAGUGGGUCCUCUCAUCCUUCAAACACUCCGGAUACAGACUUCAGCCAGGCACAUCGCGGUCCAAGUUCAGAAAUGCAUGAGAAUUCGACUCAGAACGAUGCGGAAGAAUUCAGCGACGUAUUUUCUGAGCUCAUGACAGGAACGGAACACGAGGUUGCGUUUCUUACCAGAUACUUCUCGGAGUACCUGGGUCCUUGGCUGGACUUAUCGGAUUCAUCCAAAUUCUUCACUGUCUACGCACCCAUUCGUGCACUCAACAAAUACUUCUUGAAGUAUUCCAUGGCAGCUCUUGCGGCAAAGCAUCUGGGUAAAAUGAAAGGACAGAGACCCGCGGCUGGAGGGAUAUUCACAAGCCCAGCAACCAUGGAGAUCUACCCGAAUGCAGCACAGACAGAUUGGACUCUCAAAGGAGCAAAUUAUUAUUACCUUGCAUUUGCCUACAUGAGACAUUCAAUCACCGUCAGCUAUGCCGCACCGUCCAGCUCUGCGAUUUUGGAAUCUCCCAUUGAGAUGGUUAAUGGGUACUUGGGUCAGCAACCAGGGUUCGCGCGCAUGGAUAUAUCCGAUUCAGAUACUUUCUUACGCGAUGUUGAAGGGCUGCUGGCCACCUGUGUAAUUCUUACCGUGUAUCGACUCUUGGAUGUGCCUGGGGACGACUGGCAAACGCACCUUGCUGGUAUCGAAUCUUUGUUUGAUUUGCUACUCCAGUUACAUACGACUUCGCCCGCAUUGCCCCCAACGUUCUCGCAAGGCGAGAGAGCUGCAUUUUGGAACUUCGCCCGCCAGGACUACCUAGCAUCGUACUUUAACCGCAUCCCAACACAUUUCAAGCAUAGUAAUCUAUCACUAUGGAAGACUGCCGGAAUCCGGGCCAACGAGCUGGAACCACUCGAUGACACCCUCCAUCUCACCCAAGAAGACUUGGCAGCCAACACACUAAUCUGGCUCAUGAACAAAAUGGUCAAUUUCUUGGCAGAUUACCGCCGCUCCCAGCUCGCCCAAUGGACCGAGUCUGACGAGCAUGUCCAGCCCUCAACAACGACGUGGCUAAAUCUCUGCUUCGAGUUCCAAAGCUGGUUCGAGAAAAUCCCCGAGACAUUCCGGCCAAGCCUGCGCAUCGAAAGGCCACGGGAUAUGUCAAAUCUGUCGGAGAUCAGCUACUUCCCGUUCCCGGAGAUCUUCUUUAGUUUGACGUCUUGCGCCGCGGCAAUGCAGCAUUAUCACUUUGGGCGGCUGGGGCUGUUACUAAACCGGCCACCGGAUGUCAUGAGUGCACCCGGUACGGCGUUUGACCGGCUUGCGUCGUUGCGGGAGGUGACCAAGGAGGUGGACUACCGAUGUCGGGAGAUAUGUGGGAUUGCGUUGAGUCGGCCACAUGGCGAGGUGCGUAUUUACAUGGUUCCGUUGCUGUUUGCUGUGGGGCAAUGUUUUGAGACACCAGAAACAAGGCAGGUCAUUGUUGAUUUGUUACGAGGCGUGGAGGCAGACCUGGGCUGGGUGACGGGGUCCACGGUGGAGAAUUUACAGGUGGUAUGGAGUCAGCAGUCAUAAUAAUGUUUGAAACUAGCCCCAGGUGGAUAGUCACAUGAGGAUCUGAGGGAUUAAUUAAUGUAUUUUAAUGUAUUAUGAUCCACGCCAAGAACUCAAUUGCCAACACAUGACCCAAAAUCAGAGUCUGGAUACUCUUUCUCUUUGGGGUAAGAGCUUUGACUCUCGAAAGGAGCAGAUUGUCGAUGCUGCUGCUGCUGCUGCUGCGUUUGAGCGCCAAUGAAGACUGCUG
Molecule: messenger RNA, 2470 nt
Organism: Aspergillus glaucus CBS 516.65
Lineage: Eukaryota; Fungi; Ascomycota; Eurotiomycetes; Eurotiales; Aspergillaceae
Product: Zn(II)2Cys6 transcription factor domain-containing protein
Exons: 5
Coding region: 148-2241 (697 amino acids)
Biological process (GO): positive regulation of transcription by RNA polymerase II
Cellular component (GO): nucleus
Molecular function (GO): zinc ion binding; DNA-binding transcription factor activity, RNA polymerase II-specific; transcription cis-regulatory region binding
Source: RefSeq, a predicted model, not a curated record